CACCCAGGGUAACUAUUUUCUGUCAGGUGGAGAGAUUAAGAGAAACACCUGCAGCAUAAGCGGCAGCAGAUACUGCAGGAUGCAGUGACUGCGACAGUCCGCGAAUCAUAGAAAAUAGGCCUGUGACAGGUAGUCAAGUCAGUCACGCUGUCCACUGCACGCCUCGCGCGAUUUCGCUUGCCGCUCACGCGGCGCCGCGGCGGUGACUGCGCGACAGGUAUCACGUACUGCGUAGUCGACGAGUGUCUCUAAAGUACCAGGGGCACCUGUGUCUCCACCCUCGGGCUCAGAACUUCCACUUACGGCUGUCACUAUCCGCGCAAGGACCCACCCAAACAAAGCUCCCUUCCUGCUGAACCCACCCUUCUACCCUCUCUGGGGAGGCGGACCUAAAGAGAAGCGGCUCCUCCUGCUCUUGCAGGACGGGUACGCCAACGGCUGCAGACGCCAACUGGGGUAUGGGUUGAAGGGUGGAGCAGAGAACGGCCGAGCAAACUUGAAGGGGGGUUUGCACAGCGGCGAGGGAGUAGGGGGAAGGGGGAGGAGGAUCGCACGCCACGAAAGUGUGAAAACAAAAUGGAGAAAUGCCUAGGGGGCGGCUUUAAUGAAAGUCAGCCCAAAGCCUUCAUCUGCACUAUAUCACGCCUUCUCAAACCACUGCCUUGACCUCCACCUGCGACCCAAUCUGCAGCGCUUUGAGGAUCAAAGCCAUUUGACUCCCCUUAUUUUUUAUUAUUCACUGUUCGUCCUCCCUCCUUUCUCCAUUAAUUUUUUUUUUUUUUUUUUACCUGCAUGCGUUGACCUCCCGAUUGACGCUUACCGAUCCACCAAGCAGACCUGAGAAUCUCUCGCCUGCAACAUGGAAAGUCCGGACUGCUUCGGCGGAGAAGUCCUUCUGCAGGAAGAAAGCUCUUCGCGACUCUUUAGACGCAGCCAGCAAACCGAGCGCUUCCACGAGUGACAGACGUCACUGCCUCCCGCCCUGUCCCCCCACCCCGAACUUCCUCCCUCCACCCGUCUCAUCCUCCUCCUCCUACUCCUCGCUUUCGGUGCUUCGGGGUCCUCCCCUUUUUCUCGUCACGUGACUUUUAACUCGGCACGGUUGUCGGCGGCGGGGCGAGAGUUGGGCGUACGUAUAGGCCGGUAGUCGCGUAUCGGUCGUUGCUGCUGCGGAGUGUCGACCCACACUGCGCGAUGGAGUGAACCGUGACAAAGAGUCACUCCGUCAGGGAUUGUAAGAGAGACUCGAGCAUAAACCCCGCCCGAGUCAGCUUCACUUGCUUCUAGUGUCUUUCUGUAUGUGCGUGCGUGUAUGUGUGUGUAUAUAUAUAUACGUGCAUGUGUGGAUACAUCCAUGAUGUUCUUGUCAGCGAUCUGAUGGCCGGCAGUCAAGGGGUACAUGAGUGGAUUUUUUUCUGUCAAGAGCAGCGCUGUAUGACAUAAUUGCCGGCAACCUCUUGGGGCAAGCGUGCAGCCGUCAGCCACAAUGCAAUGUGUGAGUUCCGGGAACAAGUGGAGUUCUGACGUCAUCCACCCGUUCGACGGUCAAGCUUGUCACCCGACACGCCUCCACUUCACUGACCACACACACACAGUACCUCGGGUACGCUAUGGGCCUCCUACGAUCAUCACACAGGACUAAAGCCUGUGGCGAAACAGCGAGUCACGUGAACUGAAGGCGGGCGGAGAGAGAGAAGGAAGGAAAGCGUGGAAAGAGAAAGACUCUGCUUUGAAGUGUGGAAAUCAACGAUGGUGUCUUAGUGUGUGUCUGUAGCUAAGCGCAGCAGCAGCAGCGACAGCUCGUCAGGUGCAAACUGGAGGAGGAGACAAGAGGAAGAAAUUGAGAGCUGGUCUGUGCAUCGAUGAAAAAGAAAGCAAAAAAAUAUCUGCAUUGCGAGGAGGAGAGGGAUUUGAAGGAUAGGAAGACGGGAGCAGCUUCCUGAUCAAGCCAUCACUUCCUAAACCCUGUGUGCUGUUGACCCGGUUGACCGUGCCAGCUGUCUGUGUACGUGUGUGCGUGUGUGUGUGAGAGAGAGACAGAGAGAGAGACUGUCCUUGAUGACAACAGCAAAAACGGUGCCAGCGGCGGUGGUGGUGGUGGCUGCUGCUACUGCUGCUAGAUGAGAAGCGGCUUCUGAUGCCAAGGUGGAAGAAGGAGCCUCGGUCCUUCUAUUGGCAAGCCAGCUUGGUGUGCCCGGCAAAAGCGGAUCGUCUAAUACUGGAUUAAACUUAACCUCGAGUUUUGACGACUACCACACUGGUGUUUGGGGUUCACUGCUGGCUCGUGUGCUAUUGCCCGUGCGCGCGUGUGCACGAGCAGGCCGGUGAGUGAGGUGAACGGGAUGCGGGAUUACGCUGUGCUUCUGUUUCUGCUUGGUACUGUCCUGUCCCUGCUGCAGGCCGUCCACGCGUCCUGGUGGUAUCUGGGGGUGGCCGGCUCCUAUCAACCCAUCGCGGACGAGUUGAGUCACAGCUCGGGGGCGCUGCAGCCGGCCGGCAAGGGGCAGAGGGAGCAUCGCCCUCGCCAGACUCUGACCAGCUGCUCGGACUUGCCUUACCUCAAGCCCCGCCAGCGCGAGUUGUGCGCCCUGGAUAAGUCGCUGAUCCACGUGCUGAGCGAGGGCGCCUCCAUGGGUAUCGAAGAGUGCCAGCAUCAGUUCAUGAACCGCCGAUGGAACUGCUCCACCUUCAACACCACCAGCGUCUUCGGCAAUAUCCUUAAAAUCAUGAGUCGUGAGACGGCCUACAUCUAUGCAAUUUCCAGCGCCGGCGUCAUGUACGCUGUAACUCGCGCAUGCGCCAAGGGAGAGCUGCUCAAGUGCGGGUGCGACCAGCGGGUGCGGCGACGCCUCGACACCGACGGCACCUUUGAAUGGGGUGGCUGCUCCGACAACAUUCGGUACGGGUCAAAGUUCAGCAAGGAUUUCGUGGACGCCAACGAACUGCAGCUCUCUGCCGAGGGCUUGAUGAACUUGUGGAACAACGGGGCUGGUCGCAAAACCACCAAAGACAGCGUGGAUAUUGUUUGCAAGUGCCACGGCGUGUCCGGGUCCUGCUCGGUCAAGGUUUGUUGGCGAAGACUCAGACCCUUCCGCUCCGUGGGCGCUUCCUUGAAGGAAAAGUUCGACGGGGCCAGUUUGGCGGUGGACAAGAAACGUAAACGUUUGAAGCGAGUGACUGGGCGCCAGAAGCGACCCACCAAGAAGGACCUCGUGUACCUGCGCGAGUCGCCGGACUUCUGUGAGUACAACCCCGAGCUCGGGUCCCUAGGGACCAGGGGCCGGAAGUGCAACAAGACGAGUUACGGACUGGACGGGUGCACGCUGAUGUGCUGUGGGCGUGGGUACUACACGCUGGUGCAGGAGGAGAAGGACGACUGUGACUGCAAGUUCUACUGGUGUUGCCGCGUCGAGUGUCGAAAGUGCACGCACGUGAGGGAGUUCAAUUACUGCAAUUGAUGCGCAGCACCUUCCUCGCCUACCCACCCGGAAUUCACCCCAAAAACAACGGAGAAUCCCACCCGCACACACACACACAUAUGAAAGCUUGUGGUAGAGGAAGAAGACUGUAAGGAGGAGUGUACAAGAAGCUGUCGAGUUCGUUGAUGCGCGUGCAGCCUUAGACUGUCGGUAUGAAAUGGUUCAUUCCACUGCUACGGCGCUUUUCUGUGUUUCCCUCGCUCAAAGCGAGGCAUCCUCCAGGCUCUGGGCAGACUGUAUAGCAAAGGAACCUCAUAAAAAGUUAAUGCCAACCUCCACCGUUUCGUGUGUUUAUCUCCAACGACCAGCUCGAGCAGCCUCCUGGUACAGUUGCAGAAGUGAGGGGUGACAGUCAGGUCUCGAGUGCUGGGCUACAGUACAAUCACAGCCAAAUAUUCACCCGUCUACCCAAUCUCGCAUUUAUGGUGGUUCUUCAGAAGAAAACAAUAUGACUUCACUUUGUGUCUUCUAGAUUGGGAUUCUCGACCACCAGUGGCUCAUAACUAUGUGGAAUGUGUGACAUGGACGUCAGCCUUUCAUAGAUGCAUGUACAACACUCGAUGGCAAUCUCAAAAAGAAAAAUUUUUCAUCUCCCGACCUCCACCUUCAAGAACAAACUCUCCAAGAGGGAGAAAAAAAAAAACACCUCGGUUCACGAUCAGUUGCCAUGGCAAACCAAUCACGGUCUUGUUUUAUUUGGACAGUCAAUCGGAGCCGACGAAGGUCUUUGCUGGACAGAACAGCUUCUCUGAACUCAAGCGGAUGGUGAGAGAAGACAGAAGCCUUGCACUCCACCGCCUUUCCUCACCUGCCUACCUUGCAGCUCUCCACUCACCUGAGUCGGGCAGCCAAAGAGCGCGGUAAGCCUUUGGUCGGGACACAUCUUUGUUGUCUUUACCAGGCAAAACCCGGGGAGAGCUGCUCUGAUCAUCUUUCAUAACCGUUGUGCUAACUAACCUUGAUGGCGGACUUUUCACGAUGGAAGUACGUAUUCUGUGCUUUAAUUUUUAUUUCACUGAAGGAGACGUGGGCACAAUGUGUGCUUAUAAACAGUUGGAAACUACUUAACUACAUUUCUGUGAAUAAUGCAUUACAAAAUUUCGACCACUGGGUGACAUUUUUUUUUUUUUCAAUUGGUCUAAAUCGUGUGUUUGUAGAGGUUCUGUAGAUGUAGCGAACUCAUUUCGGUGGAACCUGUGAAAUGACAUUGAUGUUGAGGUUGUUGAGGAUAUUAAUUUUGGUGUAAAAUUCAAUUAUUGUACUGUGUGUAAUUUUACUUCAAUAUUAUAUCCUGUUGUCAUAGAUGGCUACAUAAAUCGUUUGGAUGAAGAGGUCCUGCAGUGUCAGUAACUUGUCGCAUGUUUAUAACAGAGCUGAAUUUACAGACAGUACGGGUUUUUGCCAUGCUUCGCAAAUUUUCAAGGGAUUGGUUGGCAUCGGCAGUGUUGGGUUUAAAUUCUCUUUCCUCUCGCCAACUUUUUUCUCUCUCAUCCAGCGUAUUGUUUUCCUUUAGACGCUCCCUCCUUCCUGUCUCACGCAUACCUCAGCGCUUGCAUUUAGCUACAAAGGUUAGGAGUAGGAGAAAUGUCACGUGGUAUGGAAUUUCUGAAUUCUAAAAUCAAACCUAUGGCAUGACCCGCUAAAAAAAAACUUGAAAUUGUCUUCCGGUCGGUUAUCAUUUCCCACUGUCCUUUUCCCUUUCAAAAAAAACAGAAGUAACAUUGACAAUCUUCAGUCUGAAAGAAAACUGGCGAUACUGUUGCUUUUCAGUGGAAAAAAGGGAAGGGGUGGGAUGUUCUUUACGAUGUCCUCUUGCACUACUUUUUUCUCAUUAUUUUCAGCAUUCUAAAUGCAAAAUAGUUCGCACUAAGCAUAGCUUACAACACUUUCUUGCUGCAGUCUGAAAACUGUGUUCCUGUCUUCAGUAUAACAUAGUCGCUAGUAUUUUGUUUGUUUGAUUUUUAGAACGAUGGCAUGUUUCACGAUUACUAUCGGUUUCCUUAAAAUAACAAUAGAAUCCUUAUUUAGACUGUUUCCAAGAAAUAGUUUAAAUGAUUAUACAGUGGGAAAAUGAAGCACACUGAACUGCAUUAAAUGCAAAAACAUGUCGGACAAGAUUUUCUAUAGAAAUCUGAAAAAUUACUUGUGGUCAGGUUCGGAAUAAGCAGGAAGGUGACAAUCUUGACACGUUUGAUUACCAAGGGUUCUGUUUCCUGGAAAACAGUGACUCCAGAAUACUGAUACAUUAUUUGUUGUUAUUAUUUUCUUUUUGUUCCUUUCAGUGUUUUUUUUAAUAUUUGAUUUUUAAUUGUUUUGGUUUUUAAUUUUAAUUUUUUUCUUUUAGAAACACACAAGUGCAUUUCGGCAGUUGAGUGACGAAAGAUGUAAAUAGUACUUCUAAAAUUAAACGGCUUGGAAACCUUCAUUUCACACAAUAAUUAUUUUGUGUUAAAAAUGGCAAGGAUACAAUUGUAAAAACUUAUCUAUUGUGUACCUGUUCUCUGGAUAAUAAUAUACUUAUAGAUGGUA
Molecule: messenger RNA, 6008 nt
Organism: Pomacea canaliculata
Lineage: Eukaryota; Metazoa; Mollusca; Gastropoda; Architaenioglossa; Ampullariidae
Product: protein Wnt-5b-like
Biological process (GO): cell fate commitment; canonical Wnt signaling pathway; neuron differentiation
Cellular component (GO): extracellular region
Molecular function (GO): cytokine activity; frizzled binding
Source: RefSeq, a predicted model, not a curated record